AUGGAUAUCAUCAUCCUAGGUGGCGGCAUAGCCGGCCUAACGACCGCUCUUUCCCUAACCAAGUUUGCUCCUGCCUCGUCCACACCAAACAUCACCAUCUUUGAGAUCAGGCCAGAGCCUGCAACAAUCGGCGGUGCUGUAAACCUCACACCCAACGCCCUACGUCUGCUUUCACAUCUCGGGGCUCUUGAUGAGAUCCGCGCCAAAAAAUAUGGCGCAGAGUGUCUUGCAGUCGAAGUUUUCGACCUCUACACCAACGUCAAGAUAGCAGAAAGCUCAUUCAGAGGACCAGACGGAAAGGGAUUGGGUGAUCCUCCAUUCACCGCUCUGAGAAUCACGAGAGGAGAAGCGCUCAAAGGCGUGCUUGCUGCCAUUGAGAAACAUCCAAAUAUCAAGCUCACAUGCGGCAAGAAGACGGUCAAGAUCAACGAAAGCGACACUGGUGUGAGCAUCGACUUCGAAGACGGAGGAAGCGCAAAGGCGGAUAUACUUAUCGGAUGUGACGGUAUCCACAGCGUCACCCGCCUCAAGCACGUCGAGCCCGAGCGGAAAGCAAUGUACAGCGGCAUAUGCAACGCCUUUGGCUUUGCACCCCGGCGAAAGAUGGACUCCAGUCAAGACUAUGAGCCUACGCAUUUCGAAGUUAGCGGCAUGAACUUUGGUCGUCGCGGCAUGAUGUUAACGUCCUUCCACGACCAAGCCCAAGAAAGCAUCUACGUAGGCGCGCUGAUGCAAGUCCCCGAGAUCGCUGACCGAAACGGCUGGAAAGCAGCAGGAGCAGAUGUGCAGAAGAUCCGCGAUGAAAUGCUCGAUCGCUACUCAGGUGCUGCGAACCCACAGAUUGCACACUGGAUUGAAGAUGCAGAGGGUCUAUAUCUCUGGCCGGUGUUCACUCUUUCCAAAGGGGGCAAAUGGGCUACUGACCGUGUUAUGUUGAUUGGAGAUUCCGCACACGCCAUGCCUCCACAAGGUGAAUCUACAGGCAUUGUCUUCGAAGAUGGUGUCUUGUUCUCGCGCUGCUUGGCUAAAUGGAUCGAAGAGAAACGUGACGAAGGCGUACCUGUCAAGGAAGCUUUUGACGCGUAUGAAUCUCUAAGACGUGCAAGAAUCGAUACUGCUUUCGAUGAGAGUCAAAGUGUUGUCAAGACGGUGCAGGACACGCCUUGGUUAGGGCAUAAGAUCAAGAUGAAUGUUGUGCCAUGGUAUCUUUGGUGGACGAGGAGUUAUCGGGAGAAGCAUUUCGUAGAGGACGUUACAACGUGCGACAUCGGGUAUUGA
Molecule: messenger RNA, 1278 nt
Organism: Alternaria alternata
Lineage: Eukaryota; Fungi; Ascomycota; Dothideomycetes; Pleosporales; Pleosporaceae
Product: FAD/NAD(P)-binding domain-containing protein
Exons: 1
Coding region: 1-1278 (425 amino acids)
Molecular function (GO): FAD binding; monooxygenase activity
Source: RefSeq, a predicted model, not a curated record